AUGGUUUCGAAAUCUCAAAGUAAGAAGGCUCAAGUAUCAAAAGGUCAAAGCAAGGACCUUGUAGUUUCAAAGGCUCAAAUGAGUGAGGCCAAAUCAGUUCAAAGCAAUCCCACGAAGAAGAUGAGAUUUACUUCAACCUAUGAGAAAGACCCUAACUCAGCAUCAUUUGAUGAGGAGCCAAAAUCGACUCGUGGUAUCAACACAAUAAGCCGUGUUGUGAAGAGGAAAAUCUAG
Molecule: messenger RNA, 234 nt
Organism: Prunus armeniaca (apricot)
Lineage: Eukaryota; Viridiplantae; Streptophyta; Magnoliopsida; Rosales; Rosaceae
Source: the annotation of a GenBank genome assembly